Messenger RNA from Phascolarctos cinereus (koala), 9484 nucleotides. It is a transcript of the gene CD93, whose product is annotated as CD93 molecule. The record is from RefSeq and is a predicted model, not a curated record. NCBI's taxonomy places the organism in Eukaryota, Metazoa, Chordata, Mammalia, Diprotodontia, Phascolarctidae. Gene Ontology annotation, molecular function: calcium ion binding.
AACAAAAUCAUGAAGGCAACAGUAGUCACACCACUGUUCUCUACAGGAAACCCCCGUCUCCGGUGAGAAAUAAGAAACACAACAGCCACAGGAUGCGCCUUGGGUCAAGGGGACGUGAAACACCAGCUGCCUCUUGGUCCUCCUUUGUGUUCACAGUGGAUGAGUCUGUGCCUUUUAGAUCCCAUCUCUACAGCUCGGGGCUGAGAUAGUAGCUCCUGAAGUGUGAGCAGAGGCAGCAGCCACUGGUCUGGCCCUCAUUUCUUGCUGAAAAAAAGCUGGGAGCCACGAUGGGGACAGCCUUGCUCCUGCUGAUCCUGCUGCUGCUCGCCCAGAUGCUGCUCAGCCCUAAGUCCUGGGCCGGGGCCAGCAAUGAGGAGGAGGAGGAGGGGGAGGCAGCUGCUGUGUGCGCUGGGACUGCCUGCUACACUGCCCACUGGGGCAAGCUCAGUGCCGCUGAGGCCCAGUUCGGCUGCAGUACCAAUGGGGGAAAUCUGGCCACAGUGAAGAGUGAAGAAGAGGCCCAGCAUAUCCAAGAAGCCCUGGCCCAGCUGCCUGAGAGGGAGACCCCAGCCCGGAUGGUCAAAUUCUGGAUUGGGCUUCAAAGGGAGAAGGGCAAGUGUAUGGACCCUGAUGACCCAUUGAAGGGCUUCAGCUGGGUGGGAAGUGGUGAGAACACAUCUUACUCUAACUGGAAUAAGGACCCCAUGAGCACAUGCAUCUUCAAGCGCUGUGCCUCUCUUCUUGUGGAUCUUUCUUCAUCUUCUCUCGCUGCUGCCCACUUGGUCCCCAAGUGGUCAGAAAGUCCAUGUGGCACAUCAGGUUCACCAGGCAGGAACAUUGAGGGCUACGUGUGCAAGUUCAGUUUCAAAGGUAUGUGCCACCCUGUGGCUCUUGGGGGGCCAGGGGAGGUGACCUACACAACACCCUUUGGGGCCACUAGUACCUCCCUGGCUGCUGUGCCUUUUGCCUCAGCAGCCAAUGUGAACUGUGGGUAUGGAAGUGAAAAAAGAAGUCACUACCUCGUGUGCAAGGAACGAAGCCCCAAGCUGUUUGACUGGGGCACCCCAGGCCCUUUCUGUGCCUCCCCAAAUCAUGGCUGUGCCUUCAACAAUGGUGGCUGCCAGCAGGAGUGUUUAGAAGGGGGGGAUGGUUCAUUCCUCUGUGGCUGCCGUCCAGGAUACCGCCUUCUAGAUGACCUGGUGUCCUGUAUCCCACGAGACCCAUGUCAUCCCAACCCGUGCAGGGGGAAGGCAAAGUGCAGUCCUGGCGGUCCUGGACAGCACUAUGAGUGUCAGUGUCCUGCAGGCUUCAAGCCCACUCCAAAUCGGCUGGAUUGUGAUGAUGUGGAUGAGUGCAGCAGAUCCCCAUGUGCCCACAAUUGUGUCAACACUCCUGGCAGCUUCCAUUGCACCUGCCACCCAGGUUAUGAGCCCCACGGCCAUAAUGGAAUGGAAUGCUGGGAUGUGGAUGAAUGUGCUGGGGAAGGCUCCCCCUGUGCACAGCUUUGCAUCAACACUGAAGGCUCUUUUCAAUGUGCCUGCCAAAAGGGCUACAAGACUGCUGGGGAAGAUGGGACCCAGUGCCAGGAUGUGGAUGAAUGUGCUGAGGCAGGAAACCCCUGUGAAAGUCUCUGCUACAAUGGACCAGGUUCUUUCCUAUGUGGCUGCCCACCAGGGUGGACUUUAGCACCCAAUGGUAUCUCCUGCAUUGCUAGCCACACCGUAUCAGGUCUUCCAGAUGGCACUCACCAGGAGAAGGAUGAGAAGGAAGGAAAGAAGAUGGAUGAAAUGGAGAAUGAGAAAGAGGAAAAGGAGAAAGAAAAAGAGAACACUGGUUCUUCUCCCUCAGUUUUGGACACAAGCAAGAAACCUGAGGUCACCCUAGGAGCUAGUGUCCCCUAUAAUGUAGCACCUACGAUGGGGGGACCUUCCCAGCAGACUAAUCCUCCCAUCACUCCAGAACCUUCCAGGCCUCCCGUAUUAAGUAGGAAACCAAGAAUUCAGGAGAUCUCCGACAUCAUCCACCCCACAGUGAUCGCCACUGAUGGAGGAUCUCAGAAAGGAGAAUCCUUGGCCAAUGGAAGUGAUGAUGACAAUGAUGAUCAGAAAUUACUCCUGUUUUAUAUCUUGGGGACGGUAGCAGCCAUCUUGCUUCUUCUGGCUAUGGCCCUGGGGUUAGUGUUCUAUCGCAAGAAGAAAGCGAAAAGGGCAGAGAAGAAGAAAUCCCCUCAGAAUGCAGCUGACUGCUACUCCUGGGUCCCUGAGCAGGCUGAGACCAGGGCAGUAGAAAAUGAGCACAGGUAAAGCCUGGCAACUUGUAGGGAGGAGAUGGAGGCAAGGGAAGCCAGCAAGGGGGAGGUGGGAGGGAAGUGUUCUUGUUAAGAGGCUAUGAACCCCAACAGAGAUCAAACUGAAGUCAGGAGACAAAGCUACCACAAUCAAUAAACAAUCUGUCAGAACUGUACUUUAAAUUAAACUGUUAGAGACACAAGGGUAUCAUGGGUAUUUUGAUAUGUAUGUAUACAUGUAAAGACUACAUAAAUGUAUAUACAUAGCUCUUUGGGCAUAUGUCCACACACAUAACUUGUAUAAUGGAUUAUGGGCAUUGAGAACAUUUGUCAAGCCAAUCUAUGUUUCAGUCUAUUGUCAUCAUUAACUUUAAACAGCAUUUUAAAAUAAUAUAUAAGCGUAUACACAUAUGUAGAUAUAUGUGUAUAUGCAUAUAUAUACACACACAUGCAUACAUACACACACAUAUAUAUGUAUAUAUAUAUAUAUGUGUAUAUAUCUCAGCAUACUUCUCAAGUUUGGAACUGGAAUUGAAGCAAACAAUGGUAAACCUGUGCUCUGGGGACACUCUUUUCUUGUAUCAUUUCUCUUCUUUUCAAAGCAGAUGAUUUGGACUUACAUCUAUUUCCUAUGAGUGAGCAACAUACCUGUACCUUUAAAACCCAGAGAUAAGGUUUGUGGGGAAUUAGAUUCUGGUACUACGUUACAUAAAUGUUUCAUGAAUAUCAGCAAUGAGCAUCCACUGUCCCUUUUCAUGUUCUGUUGGGCCUUAAUCGAUUUUCUUUUUCCAACCAGCAUUUUGUGAAGUUGCCCAUGCUAAGAAAAAAAAAGGAAGAGGCUGGGCUAGGAGAAAUUAUAUAUUUAAAAAACUUCUUCUUUUAAUCUUUUCAUUUCUUUUCAGUAGGCUAUUAGAGAAAAGCCAUUUGGAUGACAACCAUGAAUUAUUUUUAUAACAAUGGAAAUAGUCUUUCAGGUCAGAGAGUUGGUACUGAAGAGUGCACUUAAUUAACACUACAUAUGUUACCAAAUAAAUAUCUUUUUUCUUGCUUGUUUUCCACUGGUUGCAUAUUGAAGAAACUCACUGGGAUGGGCACAUAUGAAGUAAAUUCUCUUAAUAGCUAAGUCUUUAGAAGUUAGGAUUCCUCUUUCCCAAGUUGUUGGCUUUAAAGUCAUUCAGAAGCCUAUGAUUUGAGGGAGAAUAACAGAAAUUAUUUUAGGUGAAUAAAAGGUGCUAUUUUUAAAAAAUGUUUAACCCAAAGGUUUAAAAAAGACAAAUAAAAAUAUCCAAUUAAGCAAUGCCCUUGGAGAUUUCCAGAUCUGGCUAGCCAGCUACCAUGUCAGAUUUAGUCCCUCUAUCUCCAGAAAACACUGAGGCCAUGUGGCAAGCAAGACAAGAUCACAGUUCAUUAGGCUUGAACUUUAUUACAGUGUUCAGUUACAGGAUGAAUUCAGCCAGAGGACCCAUAUAUUGGUGAAUGUGGCUUGGCAAUAGGGAUAAAGUAUCAGGAGUCCUUCAUGAACAUGCUCUCAAAGGGAUUAAAGGAACCACUCCUUUUUGCUUCAGCUCUGACUGUAGCUGCCCAGAUAAGUGAUUCACCUGGGUGAUGGGCAUUCCUUUUAUACUUUUUUUUUUCUCUUUCUCUUGAGCCUGGGGCCAAUUUGGCUACUGAAGUUCAACUGGAUUUACAUAAUGUGUGUAUGCCUGUGUGUAUGCAGGGUGGGUGGGUGGAUGUCAGCUUCAUAUCUGGGACAAGAAUUUAUUUUGGGAAAUGAGAUAGGUCCCCAGGGGGUUUUCUCAAAAAUGAAUGAAAGAAAUGAGGGUAAAAUGAACUUUCUUUCUUUCUGAAAUGCUUGACUAUAAGAAUGAAAACUUACAUUACUGUCUUCCAGUUGCAAUAACUGUAUUAGAUGAUUUUGCUGAACUCUUUAUAUGGUAAAAUUUUAUGGGACAGAAAGUGCUCAUUGGGAACUUAUGAAUGUGUUGAAACAAAAUAUUCUUUAAAAGUGAGUAGAAGAAUGGAGAGAUUACAUGGUGCAAUGGAAAGGGCACACGGUUUGGGAGUCAGGGAACGUGAGUUUGAAUCCCAGCUCAGCUACCUACUAAGGGUGUUGGACUAGAUGACCUCUGGGAUCCAUUCAGGCUCUAAAUCUAUGACUAUGAACUUCUUUGCUAGAGGUUUUCAGAAGACAAACUGGCCAGUAGCUCUGACUUACGUGAACUAGCUGUAACUCAUUUCUUCACCAUUUCCUAGUGUAUCUUCCACAUUUGGACAGUGAGAUACAUAAUAACUUUGUAUCAUAAACACCUGAAGUUGAUAGGAAAUCAUAAUACAUUUGAAGAAACUGAUAGCAAGAUUUCAGUUUACCACUAAUGAAAAGUAUACUAAUUAAUAAUAGACCAAAGGUGGGGGGAAAAAAAAACCUCUAAGGAGAUAUAGGAAGACAGAUAAACAAAAACCUAAAGCUUGUCUUGCUUUCUUAGCAGGUGACUAUUUUCUCCAAUUUUCUGUCGGUACUAUAUAGCCAAUGGAAUACAUUAUUAGUCUUUAAUUUAGUAAUUCCUUCAUUUAACUUUGCUCACUUGAUUCCAUAAGGUAGUAUAAGUGAUAGUAUAUGUAGGAAAUAUUGGAAGUACUUUGAAAUUUGUUAUAAAAAUAAAACCAACAUAUUAAUUGUCAUUUGUGGUAGAUAUUGUAGCCAGGAAGUGUUGAACAAUAAUGAAGUCUGGAAUCAGUUGGAAGUUUAGGGUGGAGGCUCCGGCUAAUCUAAUGGCAUUGUAGGGUUUCCUAAAGAAAUUUUUGCUGCAUUUCACUCUUUUAAUUAAGUCCUUAAUUUUGUCAAUUAAAAAGACAAACAUUCUGAUGCAGUGAAAGAAUUCUUUAUGAAAAGCAAUACCUGAAAAGAAAGCUUGUAUAGGAAAGCUAUUUCAAAGCAGAUGUAAUUUAUAACCAUGACAUUUUAAAAUGAACCAGCUGAAAAGGCUUUUUUCCAUAUGCCAUCAGAAUGUACAGAGACUUUUGCUUCUUAAUGAUUGCCUGAUUUUUACUAGGCUGCAUGGAUAUUUGUUGGUAUCCCUAAUUAUUAGGAGGAGUCAUGUGAGCAAUUGAAAGAGAUAUAAUGUGUUGCCUGGGGCACCUUGGUGCCUUAGGCUAAUGUCUCUAAGACAUUUCAAAGUUGUUUUCCUGCUUCUAGGAAUAAUAUGUCUUAGCAUCUCUUCACAACUUGCCCAAGAGGAUCACCUAUCUUAAAGGUCAGGAAGAGUCCCAAGAAUCCUUGGAUAGUCCACAACAAGUCAAAAAAGGGAGUUGAGAAUAAAAUUACAUGCAGUAUAUUAUAAUGUUGAUGUAAAUUUCUAUUUUUAUUUUCCAAGGAGGAAAACUGAGGGAAAGGAUAAGAAAGGAAGAUGCAUUUCAUGUAGUGCUUCCAAAAGUAGCUUUGGAUGGUUUGGAGGCCACUGAGAUUUCUAUUAAUUUUCAGAUAAGGUGGUCCAACUCCUCCAUGUUGUUGCCAGUAUUUUAUUUUUUUAAUUUUUUUUUUUGGUGAGGCAAUUGCUGUUAAGUGACUUCCCUAAGGUCACACAGCUAAUAAGUGUCAAGUGUCUGGUCUGAGACUGGAUUUGAACUCAGGUCCUCUUGACUCCAGGGCUGCAGCUCUGUGCCCUGCACCACCUUGCUUCUCCUUGUUGACAGUAUUUUAUAAGUGGACUUUACAGUUGCCAUAGCUAUGUGGUAAAAUCAAAUUGGCCAUGGUAAAAAAAGAUUUUUGUCAUCUGAUAUGAAAUUAAUAGCUUGAUAAUUCAACUAUUCAAAGCACUGAAAUAGAUGGACCAAUUUCACUAGUGUCCUGAUUCUGUACUCAUGUUAGAAGGAACAUUCAAUUCAACAAUUGUAAUUUGCACCACUUCAAACUCUUAUGUUAAAUCAUUUGGAAAUAAUGACAUUCAUUAUACAAUGAAGGAAGAUUUUUCACUGAGAGUCCUAUCACAAUUAGUGCCUUUGAUUAAGCUCCUAGAAAAUUUUGAAUUUGCUGAAAUGAGUUAUAUACUCAAUUGUUAUCACACAUUUUAAUAUAUUCAUUAUUGUAAACUAAUGGAAUAUGAUACAGGACCACCCUAUUUUCUGAUUUUCAGAACAGUGGUUAGGCUAGCACAAACAUAUAGAAGGCAGCCUAAAAGUUUCUGUGAGGGUUUAUACAUCUAUUUCUAUUACCUGGCUAAAGAGGGACCAUUGAUUUGCCCAGUAGAGUUAAAAGGGAGAGAACUAAGCAGGUAAAUAGACUACUUCAAACUCCAUACAUGGCCAUAUCCACUAGGCUUCCCUUUGAGUAUUUAAUUCUAUCUCAAUGCAGGUGUCCAUUACCAUGAAGUAAGUUUUGGACUAAAAGAACAGAGCCUAGAAGAAAUCAAGCAAUUAAAAAUUAUGCCAUGUACCUAAAAUAGUAGUUCCUUCUACUCUUCCAUUCUUUAUCCAUUUUCUUGGUUUCAUAACAAUUUGUAUUUGUGUGGGGGAGGGAGACAUUAACUGACCCUGAGCAAACAUAUCAAAGUUUAGUGUAACAAUCAAUCUAUGUUACUUUAUGAUUUCAAGUGGUUUCAACUCAAGAAACAUUUGUUAGGUGCCUACUGUGUGUAGGGCACUGGUUGAGACCCAAUCAGGAAAAAUGAGUGGACACACCAUGAUGAAUAAAGCUUUUUAGUUCUAUCAAACCCCAAAGUUAUUUCUGCUCUAUGAGCUAACACGUUUUAUAAUCUUAUUAAGUAAUAUUGGGUAUAUUAAAGAUAGAUAUUUGUGUCUUCUAAGCCUAUGAUCAAGGGAAUAGAAGGAAGGAGACCAGAGUUGGGGAACUGGCAGUAGGAUAGACACCAGUGAAAGGGUAUAUCUUGCUGACUAUACAGACUUGGGGUGGAAAACUGUUGGAGGGGUUUGUGUCUAUAACUGAACAUAGUACUGCUCCGCAGCAAUAAAGCAGAUAAUUUAAGAGGAGCAAUUUUUUGCAUACAGAAAUAUAUGCCAUUAGUGACUUCUUUAGUUCCAUGUGAAAAUUCUUAACUCCUCCCUACCCCAUUCCUCAUUUCUUCCCUUCCCCUUGGGGAGUGGGAAGGAUGGUGGAAGUUAAAAGAGCAAAAAAAAAAUACCUCUCAUGGGCUUAGGAGUGAAGGAGAACUAAGAGCAGGAUAAUUAUAUGAAGUGUCAAUUAUGUUUUCUGUCAUUAUUACAGACUAGCAAAAUGCUUUGUGGUUUCUUUUUAAUUAUUCUUUAUAGCCCCAAUAUACCCUAGUUCAACCAAAUGAUUUAAAGGCAAAAUGGAGCCAUAUCUGAUUCUUGGCUUCAGUUUAUCAAAGAUCAAUCAUCUCAGUCUUAAUUCCAUGAUGUUGAAUGUUGUGUGCGUGUGUGUGUGUGUAUGCAUUUUAUUCUAACUGCAGUAAGUGGAUGAUUUAAGUAAUUCUUAUUUCAGGCAGGGAAAUGGACUAAAUGACCUCUCAGAGUGAAUUCUAGCCCCAAGAUUCUGUGAUUCUCUACAGGGUUAUUGUUAUGUAAAAAAAGAAAGGAGGAGUGUAAAUAUUGAUAAUUUUAAUGUCUACUUCUAAUUAAUUAAGCAUGAAAUGUUUACUUUGGAACAAAAAUGAUGCACAUAUAUGAGUAGAGGUUAUGCCCUUUCAUUGUGAGUACAUUGUAAGUCCUUGGAGAGCAGGGAUUUUGAUAAUGUUCAUUUUUGUACCCCCAGUGCUUAUCACAGUACCUUACAACUAUUGGGCUCUUAACAAAUGUUGGCUGAAUUGGUCAGUCUAGUAUUCACCUUUUUCCCCUUAAUGCAAAUGUACAGUUGACUGUGCUAUUCAACUAUCCUCUCCCUGCUAUUAAUACAGUCUUAUUUGUAAGAAACCACAAUGCCUUAUUAUAUAAGAGCUUUUAAAAAGGAAUAUGGGUAUUAUUAUUAGGUACUUAUUGUCUCAGAACUUACAUGCAUGUGGAUAUUUCAUAAUAAUAGCUCAGAGACUGAAAUUGGAUAAAAACAUCGGUGCAAUUCCAAAGAAACAUAAUGGCCCCUUUAGCACAUGUAGGAAAACCUUUUCCUACUUUUUUUCCUUCUAAACCUCUUCCUAUUUUUCUUUCUUUCUUUGGUUUUCCAUUGUAUAAUGAAGAAAACAGGAAAGCACUACUGUCUAGCUGUAAAUGUUUUUUAAUAGGCUGUACCUACUUCCUUCACUUUUCACAGUGAAAGAAAUGGUGUCUUCAGCCUAGGAAUCUGAAAAAGAGAGAGAGAGAGAGAGAGAGAGAGAGAGAGAGAGAGAGAGAGAGAGAGAGAGAGAGAGAGAGAGAGAGAGAGAGAGAGCCCUGUGAGCACUCUUCCUUCUGGCUCCAAGCUCAAAUUCUUGAAAUGUGGAAAUCUUUUAGAGUUCAUUUCAAUCAGCAUCUGUCAAUUUAGUAAUAAUAAAAACACUCAGUUUUCACUUGAGGACAAGGUAGCCAUUUUCACACAAGAUUUCACAAGACUCCUGAUUUUUGUCAUUUCUUGAAAUUUUUUUUUUCUCUAAUAAAUUUUAUUUUGGUCUCUGUUGUAUAUAUAUAGGGCACAGCAUUCCUUUCUAGCUUUGUUAAUCUUAUCUGCCAGGCAUGGAGGAUUUCCUUCACUUACCUCAGCAGAUUUUACUCCUUGAUUUCCCUUUUCUAAUGUUUUUUUGGUGCCAUUUUGACUUAAUCUUGAGCAAAAGACACAAAACAUCUUGGUUCAGCUCUGUCUGAAAUAAUUGAGAAUGGCAAUAAUUAAACCAAAGGUUUUUUAAAAAAUGUAUAUUUCAGUUAUGUAUGUCUUACUAUCCAAGGGUCAUGUGCAGGGUUUUUUCUCUGUGUUAAGGGGAAAUCUAUGCAUAAAUACUUCACCAGUUGUGAUUUAAAAAAAAAUACUUGAUUCAUGUGCAAUUCAGCAGAAGCGAUGCCAAUCCAGUGAAGUCAUGUAUCAUUGUUAGCUUUUAAUAAACAUCAGCUUUUUCUUUUUCUUGUAUCGCAAAUGUAAAGUUGGCCAUGCCUUCUGUUGCCAACAUAUACUAAUAAAAUUGGAAAUAAAUGUAUUGUGGACUUGAUUUAAUAUGUUUGAAAGGACUAUUGAAAUAUAUUGCAAAGUCAUGACUUAUGUUAAAACCAAAAGCAUUGAUAGUUAUUGUGUAUGUUAUGAUAAAGAUGGUUCCAAAGCUGCUA